Helianthus annuus (common sunflower) is the source of this 2695-nucleotide messenger RNA. RefSeq lists its product as uncharacterized. The coding region runs from base 552 to 2513 and encodes 653 amino acids. The transcript is spliced from 6 exons. The record is from RefSeq and is a predicted model, not a curated record. NCBI's taxonomy places the organism in Eukaryota, Viridiplantae, Streptophyta, Magnoliopsida, Asterales, Asteraceae. Gene Ontology annotation, biological process: intracellular signal transduction.
GAAAUAUGCAAUUGUCCCAUAAUCUAAUCCCAAUUCCUCUCAAUUGCCAACAGUAGCAUCUUAGAGGUAAGAUAACGCUUUUAGAAACUGAGGUUUUGGGUUCAAUUAUGAUUGAGUGGUUCCACUGAUGCACGAUGACACGCCUUCUUAGACCACGAGGAGUGGUGGCGUUGUUUGGGCGGGGGAAGUCAGCCAACACUGGCUAAGCCACUCCAGGCCAGCAUUGGUGUUGGCGUUGCCCUUUUGGCGUCGCUGUGGAGCCAGGCAUGGGGCGGGGUCGUGGGGUAAUGUGGCUAGCCAUGAUUGGACCUUCAUUUUUUACCGUUUAACCUAGCCGUUGCCCAACGCUGCUAACCCACGCCGCUUCCAUACCCCACUUUUUUGGGAUGCUCCGAUAGACCCCACUAUCGCCACAUCAAGUCCAACUUCCCGCAAUCUUAUACUCCCUCCCACACCCACAAUAUCACCGCCGAUUUCAAAUUAGUCUUUCUACUCAUUUCAUUUCACGUCUUUCCUCCCCUGUUUCACUUAUCAUCAUAAAAAUAUUACUCAUGGAGUUACCUAACAAAGGAGUGCACACAGCAACCGGUGCUGCUAAUACACACCUAGCUCCUCCGUCACCGGAGUUUUCCGAAGCCAAAAUUCACAACAACCUUUCAAACGGCGACGUUUACGGAGAACAAAAAACAACACAACUUGAUUCACACAAUUCUAGUAACAGUAACAAUAACUCUGUUGAAAUUGAGAUCAAAGAAGAACCGUUAGAACACAACGGAAAUUACGGUAACGUUGAACAAACUCUCGUAUCUCCACCACAUCCGCAGCUUCCAAAACCAGAACCACCUUCUGGAGUUCUCACCGCAGAGAAAUCGAAUCCGAAACCGUUGAUUAAACGAUCUACCUCAUCACCGGAAAGUGCCGUACAGAUACCGGCAAUUGGAAAAUUCUUCCGAGAGAAGAGCAACAGCUUAUCAACAGCGAUCACAAAACGGUUAUCGUUAUCAAAAAACGAAAACGACGUCGUAAAGGAGUUUAGUUUAUCCGGACUCAAAGUGACAGUAAAACUUAAAACCGAAACAGAUGAAACCGAAAACGAACAGUUCAAAGGACGAAUCACCUUCUUUUCACGGUCAAAUUGCAGAGAUUCGACAGCCGUUCGAUCAUAUUUUCGUGAUCGGAAGUUACGCUACGUGGAGAUCAACGUCGACGUGUAUCCAACGAGAGAGAAGGAACUGAUCGAACGGACAGGAAGCAACGCUGUGCCUCAGAUAUUUUUUAACGAGAAGUUGUUUGGUGGACUUGUGGCGUUGAAUUCGCUGAGGAAUUGCGGAUUGUUGGAGGAGAAAAUGAUGGAAUUGCUUUGCCGGAAGUGUCCGGAUGAUGCUCCGGCGGUUCCAGUUUACGGAUUUGACGAUUUAGAGGAGGAGAAGGUUGACGAGAUGGUGACGGUUGUUAGAGUGUUGCGGCAACGGUUGCCGAUUCAGGACCGGUUGGUGAAGAUGAAGAUUGUGAAGAAUUGCUUCUCGGCGUCGGAGAUGGUGGAGGUUUUGAUUCACCAGUUUGAUUGUGGGAGGAAGAAGGCUGUAGAGAUGGGGAAGCAGCUAGCAAGAAGACACUUCAUCCAUCACGUUUUCGGGGAAAACGAAUUCGAAGAUGGAAACCAUUUUUAUAGGUUUCUUGAACACGAGCCUUUCAUUCCUCUAUGCUAUAACUUUCGGGGUUCCACAAACGAUCGCGAGCCUAAAUCUGCUACUUUAAUUAGCCAAAAACUUGGCAAAAUAAUGUCAGCCAUACUUGAAUCCUAUGCAUCUGAAGACGGCUGCUGUCUUGAUUAUUUGGGUAUCAGCAACAGCGAGGAAUUCCGAAGAUAUGUAAAUCUAACGCAAGAACUUCAAAGGGUGGAUAUAUCUACACUUACUGCUUCUGAAAGGCUUGCUUUCUUUCUUAAUCUGCAUAAUGCCAUGGUUAUCCAUGGUGUCAUCAGUGUUGGGCAUCCCGGGUCAGCAAUAAUCGAUAGGAGAUCCUUUAAUUCUGAUUUUUUAUACGUCAUUGGCGGGUCCCCUUAUUCCCUUACAGCAAUUGUUAAUGGUGUUCUUAGAAAUAACCGUAGAGCACCUUACUCGUUCACAAAACCUUUUGGUUCUGAUGACAAGCGUCUAGAGUUGGCUUUACCACAAGUUAAUCCAUUGAUCCAUUUUGGUAUCUGCAACGGAUCAAAAUCAAGCCCGCCCGUGAGAUUUUUCACCUCCCAAGGCGUAGAACCCGAACUGAAAUUUGCUGCACGCGAGUUUCUACAAAGGGAUGGGAUUCAAGUCGAUCUAGCCAAGAGAACAGUGCGCCUCACUCGUAUCUUCAAGUGGUUUAGUGCAGAUUUUGGGCAGGAAAAAGAGAUGUUAAAGUGGAUCAUUGGCUACUUGGAUGCAACCAAAGCAGGGCUGUUGUCACAUCUUUCUAGUGACGGCGGUACUGUGCAUAUUGCUUACCAGAACUAUGACUGGUCCAUCAAUUGUUAAUGAGCCGUAAUUGCUGGCUCAAACUGUUAAGCAUUCUGUAAAUAGAACUAGAAACCGAGUUUCAUUAAACAAGAUUCUAUACAACUCCAUAAGACCGAUCUUCUUAUGGGAGUUUUUUUUGUUUGAUUAAAUAACCCAUUUCAAAGGAAUGGAGUGAUCAUAUAAUUUGUAUUUGAUUUUGC